GGCAUAUUGCAAAAGGAACCUCCCGAAGUUCUAUACACAUAUGAUAAUUACGUCAAGGAAUUACAAUCUCGAUUACAAUCCAGUUACGACUUAGCCAAAAAUAAUUUGAUAGCAAAGAAAGAACGCAGCAAGGAGUAUCAUGAUAAGAACGUCAAUGUUCCGUUAUUUACAGUUGGAGACAAGGUCUUGCUACAUGAUGAGAAGGUCAGAAGAGGCAGAUCAUUAAAGUUGUCUCCCCCUUGGAUAGGACCGUACGAAGUUACGGAAGUAGAGGACGUAAAUGUUACGUUAAAAUUACCAAGAAACAGAACACUCAAGGUCCACGUAAACAGACUGAAACCAUUUUUUGACUGACUGCAGGACAAUGACCGCCACCCACAGACUCUGGACCGUCUGCUUAACACUGAUAUAUCUGAAGCAAGUGCUCGCCCUCGACGCGACCCUAGUAAGAUACAACGAAUCGCCGGGACUUUACUACGAGCGAUUAGGAGAAGCACAGCUGUACAAUACAGAAUGGAAAAUUAUCACUUACGUCAACCUUGACGAAGCCGACAAGAAUUUAGAUGCUGUUAAAAAGUACGCCCAAAUGUCCAUUGACUUUUGCAAAAACCAUGAAUUUACUUUCUGGGUUAACUUUACUGACUGCCGGAAAUCCAUUCAGUUUAUUGAAAUAAAAAUUAAGGAAGUAGAAAACUUGAAAAUGUUAGUUAGGCAAUUAACUAGGAAUGAAGAGAAAAUUAAUUAUUCACGUGCAAGGCGUGGAGUUUUCAAUUUUAUAGGAGGAAUCAGCAAAAUACUCUUUGGUACAAUGGAUAGUGAAGAUGCCUCUUAUUAUACUGAUAAAAUUUCUAAAUUAGAAGAAGAACAGAUUGAUUUUCUAAAGCUUUCUAAGGAACAGAUAACAGUUGUUAGGUCAACUUUAAGGUCCAUGAAUUCCACCUUGAUGGAUGUAUCCGAAAAUGAAAGAAUUUUAGCUAAGGGAUUACAGAAAAUGGCCGAACACAUAAAUAAACACGACGGCGAAGUAAAGAGAAUGUUCACAGCUACCUCCAUGUUGCUCACGGUAAAUGAUCACUCCAUACAGUUAGAGAGAGCAAUCAAUGAGUGUAGAAGAGAGUAUGAAAUUUUAAUAGAUGCAAUUAUCAAUUCUCAAAGGGGGAUAAUUCAACCCCAUAUUAUAACACCUGCCCAGAUUAUAAAUCACUUAAAGGCUAGUCAAGCUGACAUUCCAAGCGAACUUUCAUUACCAAUUCCCCUGAGUGUGGCUUACCAAAGCUUAGUGUUAAGAAUAAUUGAUU
Cryptotermes secundus is the source of this 1298-nucleotide messenger RNA. RefSeq lists its product as uncharacterized. The record is from RefSeq and is a predicted model, not a curated record. Lineage: Eukaryota; Metazoa; Arthropoda; Insecta; Blattodea; Kalotermitidae.